UGCUGCUUCGGAAGCGAGCUUCAGCGUAUAAGCGCACCCACCCCAUCUUCCUGAGUAGUCGUUGUCACAUCCGUGCCCAGCCAGCUGCUCGGAUGCUCGACUUAAAGAUAAACUUUUGGCCCCACUUUACUGAUCUAAAAAGUGUUACACGGAUUCUGGUGUGAUUUUUGUUUUCUUCGACGUGUCACCGACGGUAACGUUACCACCACUGCCUGGUCGUCGUUUCUGCACAGAGGGGUUACUCACCCACAUUUUUGGAACCACUGCCUAUGUGAUGGAUCUCCAAAAUUCUCUCAAAGCCACACUGAAGAACAAAUAUCAGACACUGAAUGAAGGGUACUCUGAAAAGUCAUUACUUCCUUCAAGACUUUGCUAUCGGGAACUCAAGCGUGACUACAAAUCUGCUGAAUUGCACCAGCAUGAGUUUAGACACAUUGACAAAUCUGACCUUAAUUCUUGGACAUUUUUUGAAACCGUCCCUCUCGCAGAUAUUUUAUCAUGCGACUGCAAACACAACAGCAGCAAAAGAACAGUCAUCACUUUAGGAGUGUGUGGAGUUGGAAAAACCACAACAGUGCAGAGCUGUGCUCUGGAGUGGGCAGAGGGUAAAGGGUACCAUGACAUCCAGCUCAUGUUUCCUCUCACAUUCUGGGAGUUAAGUUUGCUUAAGUGCAAACUGAGCCUCAUUGAACUUCUGCUGACGUUUUACCCUGAUUUGAAGGAGCUAGACGUUUCCAGCCUAAACAAAAACAAUGUGUGGUUUGUCCUUGAUGGACUGGAUGAGUAUCAUUGCCAGCUAAACUUCCACUGUCCAACUGUGAGUGACGUUUCUGAGGUAUCCACAGUGGAUACUCUGGUGACAAAUCUGAUCAGGGGGAAUUUACUUCCCAGCGCUCAUAUAUGGCUAACGACCCGAUAUGCAGCAGCAACGCAAAUCCCUGAUUGCUUUUUGCUUAAAGAGACCGAGGUUCAAGGGUUCAGUGAUGAACAGAAGGAGCAGCACUUCCGGGCAGUUAUCGGUAAUGACGAUCUCGCCAACAAAGCCAUCGACCACGUGAAUGCAUCAAGGAAUCUGGAAGGCCUAUGUCAGAUACCUCCAAUCUGCACCAUCAUGGCAUAUGUGUUGAAUAAUCAUCUAAAAUCACAAGAUGGGUUUAGAAUGAGUCCUCUGAGUUUAACCCAGAUUUACACAAAACUGGUCAAAUCCUCAAACUCAGACACUUUUGCCAAGCUGAAAAAUCUGGCACUGCUUCAGAUGGAAGAAGAGGGUAAUGUGCUGUAUGAGCAUCAUCUUCGAGGCAGUGACAUAAGUGUUGAGGAAGCGUCAGCUUUCUCCAAAGAGUGUCCGCUUGUGUUGAGAGAAGAGAAGGGGCUGCAUAACACCACAGUGUUUCGAUUUGCUCACCUGAGCAUUCUGGAGUUCUUUGCUGCUUCAGCUGAAAUGGACAAGAUGGAUAGCGCCGCGGACCAGUCUGUGUUUUGUCAGUUAAUGGUGGACGAGUUGUUGCAGAAUGUCGAGGGGAAAUUGGAUGUCUUCCUUCGCUUUAUCUUUGGCCUCAUUAAGGAACGCGGCAUGUUGGAACCCUGGGAUCCAAUGAUUGAGUACAUCAAGAGGAAGAUCCUGGAGAACAUUGUGUCACAGAGCGCUGUGAGUCUGUUUCACUGUCUGAGGGAGUACGACAACCAGGCUCUACAGGAAGAGGUCAAGAUCUUUCUUAAGUUUGGCAGCUCUCCAAUCCUUUACAUCUCACCAGUCUGUUGGCAAAUCUUGAUACAAAGAACUGGUGUUUUUGAAGGGAUGGAAGAGAGUUUUGAGAUGCAGGUAUCCACUGGAAGUGAUGAAAGACUCCUCAAGCAGCUACCAGCUAUUCUGAAAUCCAAGAAAGCCAUGCUGCGAUUCUCCAACCUGACAGACAAGUGUUGUCCAGCCUUAGCAGCAAUCUUGAGCACGAGACAGUCAUACCUGAGAGAGCUUGACCUGGGAUACAACAGCAUCAAUGACAGUGGAGUCAGGAAGCUCGUGGAGGGGCUGAGCAAUAAAAACUGCAGACUGAAAACAAUCAGGUUGCAAGCCUGCGGAGUGACCUCGCAUGCCUGUGAAUACCUCGCCACAGCCCUGAGACAGUCCCAGAAACUGCUGGAGUUGGAUCUCAGCAUGAAUGAAAUAGGAGAUGACGGCCUCACACACCUCGCAAAAGGUCUAAGAUCUCCCGACUGCCAGUUAGAAACACUCAAACUAUCGCAGUGCAACAUUGAGCAAAGAGGCUGCUGUGACCUGGCCUCGGCUCUUCAGAAGAACUCCGACCACCUGAAAGUGUUGGAUCUGAGCAUCAAUAUGAUCAGAGACAGAGGGGCCAUGGAGCUCUUCAAAAAAUUUGACAUAUGGAAGCUGACAAAGCUGGAGAUGUGUCACUGUGGCCUCACUGCAUUGAGCUGUGGAGGUAUCGGGGAAGCUCUAAAGUAUGAAUCCAGCACUCUGGUAGAACUCAAUGUGAGCAACAACAACUUGAAGGAUGCAGGCUUUGCGCUCAUCUGCGAAGGCAUGUAUGCAUGGUGUAGUCUGAAGAAACUCAAUGUGUCAAGAUGUGGAAUCACCGGUGAGGGUUGCUUUUAUUUGGCAAAAGUGCUGUGUUCAAUCUCCCAGCUCUACAGUGGGCACAUUCAACAAACAGACUGGCAGGCAGUCGAGCUGCAAGACCUUGACCUCAGCAUGAACAGCCUCGGAGACAAGGGAGUCAAAGAAAUGUCAGCCGGAUUGACUAAUCCAUACAGCCAUCUGAAAACUCUCAACCUGAGCCACUGCAGCCUGACUGACGGCUGUUGUGCAGAGCUUGCAUCAGGAUUUGCGUGUAAGGGGAGCAUUAUCAGAGAGCUGGACCUGUCUGGCAAUGACCUUCAGGAUAAGGGAGUGGAGAAACUCUGUGAAGGACUCAGAAGCCCUCAAACUAAACUUGAGACACUGUCACUGAGGGCCUGUGGCUUGAGCUCGAGGAGCAUUCAGUUCCUGACCACUGCCUUGAAGUCAAACUCCCAACAUCUGACAGAGCUGCAUCUGAUGGGCAACAAUCUGGGGAACUCAGGAGUCAGAGUGCUGCAGGAGUUAACAAACAACCAGAAAUAUGCCUUGCAUACCAUAGACGUCUCAACAGAUUGAAGAGACUGAGAGAAAACAGACUCAAGGACGCAAUCUGGUCAAACUGACUCACAUUUGUCAUUUCAUACACUGACUUGAUAGUGGGAUGGUUCUUGUAUUUCAGUGCAUAUUGUACCUACAAUAUUGAAUUUAAUCUGUUAAAAGAAUAAUUUAAGAAAUUAUGUGACAUACCAAACAUGCAUCUAAAAGGCAAAAUCUAUUAGCAUUUCAAAAUAUUGUGAUUUUUUUUUUCAUUUCUGCAUUCUAAAAGGCAUGAAUGCAUGUUUUUCUACAGUGCUUUAGUUUGAAACCACAUUUUCUUGGGUUGCAGUACACAGCACUUGAAAGGAAGAUUAUCUGAGAAAAGUGACGUGAAUAUAUUCACUGAAAUAAUGUAUGUACUUAUAAAAUAUAUGUCUUAAGAAUUUUGUUUCUACACUAUUACUAUUUUAUUUUUUGUGAUGUAUUUAUUUCUUUUCUACGUUGUAAGGUGAUGUUUUAUGCACUGCCUUAGCUCAAUGUUUUCUUGGGUUGCAGUGCACAGCCCCUCAAGGGAGAUUAUCUGUGAAAGUGUUUUAGGUAAUAUAUCCUCUCAAAAUAUGUGCCUGCAGCAUUGUUAUGUACAAUUACCUGUGAAUCUGAUGCAGAAACUGAAAUGAAUGUAAUCUCUGAUUACAAAAUAAACUCUUUAUUUUUCUUCAA
Molecule: messenger RNA, 3835 nt
Organism: Plectropomus leopardus (leopard coralgrouper)
Lineage: Eukaryota; Metazoa; Chordata; Actinopteri; Perciformes; Serranidae
Source: RefSeq, a predicted model, not a curated record